AACGGGGGCUCGGGGUAGUGCUGUAAACGUCAUGAUCCUAAUCCAGAGCGGAAACUCCUCCCGAAUCCCAACUCCGGCAACGGAACGAAAGAAAGAGGAAUACCGAGGAAUCAGGAAACACGGAGAAACAAUGCAAUAAACGACUUAAUACAAGAAAUGCAGACUUGAAGGCAGCUUCCUGGUGAGUGAGAGAUAACCGUGUUCCUGGUGAGAUGGGGUUCGGUCAGGACUUGAGAAACUCCCACGAGGGCCUAAUCAAACUGCAGGACUGGGAGCUGAAGCUACUAGAAACAGUGAAGCGCUUCAUGACGCUUCGUGUUAAGAGUGACAAGGAGUAUGCAUCACUCCUCCUCAACAUUAGCCAACAGGUGGACAAGCAAGACAACUCCUCGCAGAUCCACUACAUCAGCACUGUCUCCAAGUCAUGGGCUCAGAUGGUACAGCAGACAGAACAGCUUAGUAAGAUCAUGAAGUCUCAUGCUGAGGAGCUGAAUUCUGGCCCACUGCACCGCCUCACCAUGAUGAUCAAAGACAAGCAGCAGGUGAAGAGAAGCUACCAGAGUAUACACCAGCAGAUUGAGUUUGAGCUGAACAAGGUUACAAAAAGUGACAUUGAAAAGCUGAAGGGUACAUACAGACAAUUAACUAAAGAUGCCCAUACUGCCAAAGAGAAAUACAAGGAGGCAAUUAUAAAAGGUAAGGAGCCAGAGAAGGCCCGUGAGCGAUACGACAAAGCCACCAUGAAGCUGCACAAUCUGCACAACCAGUAUGUGCUGGCAGUGCGUAGUGCACAGCUGCACCACGAGCACUAUCAUGAAAACGCACUCCCUCUCCUGCUUGAUUCUCUGCAGAAGAUGCAAGAGGAGAUGGUCAGCGCCUUGAAGGGGAUACUUGAGGAGUACAGUGAAAUCACCAGUCUCUUAACAGAUGAAAUAGUGAAGGUCCACAAAGAAAUACACACCUCUAUUGAUCAAAUUGAUCCUGCAUCUGAGUAUGACAACUUCAUUGAAGCGUACAGGUCACCUGAAACCAACGAACCUAAUGUAGAAUUUGAUGUCUCACUAUUAGAGGAAACAGAGAAUCUUCAAGCCAAUGAGAUUCUAUGGAAUAAUUUGACAGCGGACAGUUUACAAGCAAUGCUAAAGUCUACAACUGAGGAGCUUGUCUUGACCCAAAAGAGUCUACACAGUAAAGAGGACCUUAUGGUAGACCUGCAGAGCAAAAUUGAAGAGUACACCAAAAGUUGCGAGAAGAAGUCUGAUAAGGUGCUGUUGCUGAGUCAGAAGCAGUCUCUGGAGGAACUAAAACAGAUGGUGCAGCUCCUGCGCUGUUCAGAAGCCAAACUGAGCUCCCAGAAGGAGAUGCUGGAGCACAAGAUGCAGGAGAAUGAGGGCAAGGAACCUCCAACUGUGGUCAAUUAUGAGGAGGAUGCACGAUCUGUCAACUCAAUGGACAAAAGUAAAGACAGAAUAUCAAAGUUUGACACCCUCCGCCACUCUAUUGCUGGCAUCAUCCGUUCGCCAAAGUCUGUAUUGGGCUCAUCCUCAUUCAUUGAUGUGAUCCCUAUCAGUGAAAAACCAUUGGGGGAUCAGGAGUGGUACCAUGGGGCGAUUCCACGCACAGAGGCCCAGGAGCUGCUUAAGCAGCAGGGAGACUUCCUGGUUCGCGAGAGCCAUGGCAAGCCUGGCGAGUAUGUACUCUCUGUAUUCUCAGAUGCCCAGCGCAGACACUUCAUCAUUCAGUUUGCAGACAAUCAGUAUCGAUUUGAAGGCACUGGAUUUCCCACCAUUCCUCAGUUGAUUGAGUACCAUUACUCUACAAAACAAGUCAUUACUAAAAAGUCUGGAGUCACACUUUUAAAUCCUGUCUUGAAGGAUAAAAAAUGGAUUCUUAAUCAUGAGGAUGUCAUUCUUGGAGAACUUCUAGGAAAGGGCAAUUUUGGUGAGGUGUUCAAAGGAAUGUUGAGGGACAAGACACCUGUGGCUGUGAAAACUUGUAAAGAGGAUCUCCCACAAGACCUCAAGAUCAAGUUUCUUUCAGAGGCGAGGAUCCUUAAGCAGUACGAUCAUCCCAACAUUGUGAAGCUAAUAGGAGUCUGUACACAAAGACAGCCGAUUUAUAUAGUGAUGGAGCUUGUGCCAGGUGGUGACUUUCUGUCCUUUUUGAGGAAGAAGAAGGAAGACCUUAAGACAAAGCAGCUACUAAAGUUUGCUCUAGAUGCAGCUGCAGGAAUGGCCUACCUGGAGCUUAAGAACUGUAUCCACAGGGAUCUAGCUGCCCGGAACUGCUUGGUGGGGGAGAACAACCUGUUGAAAAUCAGUGACUUUGGCAUGUCACGUCAGGAAGAUGAUGGGAUUUAUUCAUCUUCUGGCCUCAAGCAAAUUCCUAUCAAGUGGACUGCACCAGAGGCACUUAAUUAUGGGAGAUACAGCUCAGAGAGUGAUGUGUGGAGCUAUGGGAUCCUGCUGUGGGAGACAUUUAGCCUGGGAGUAUGUCCUUACCCAGGCAUGACCAACCAGCAAGCCCGUGAGCAGGUUGAAAAAGGUUACAGAAUGUUGUGCCCACAAAAGUGCCCAGAUGAGGUCUACAAGAUCAUGCAGAGGUGCUGGGAUUACAAACCUGAAAACCGUCCCAAGUUUGCCGAAAUUCUUAGGGAACUCUCUUCAGUCAGGAAAAAAUAGCUCCAAAUUAGAUCAUGGCCAACAAGAUGAAGCCAUUCAUGUCGUUUCUCUCCCGUAUUUACAAAGAGAAAUACCCAAAUAUUUUUCCCUCAUGUCCAUUGCUACAUAUGAUACUAUUUUGCACAUUUUUUGUCACAUGACUGAAAGAAUUGCUGAUGCAGCAGUUGUUUUUGAGGCAAUGCCAGGGAGAUUGGUAUUUACUUUUCAUGUAAAAAAUGUCAGUAUUUCUACCAUGUACUGUACAUUUCUAUAACUGCAGAUAGAUAGUGAAUAGAGGAAAAGGUAUUCAAAAUUAGAGAAUUUUUAUGUCCAAGUUGCAUUCCACUUGCCAUGUUGUUGAUAACCAUGACACCAGAGAGAAACAAGGUUGACCAAUUGUUUUGCAUUUAUUUGACUGAUAUUUUUGCCACAUCCUCUUAAACACACACACAUUCACAUUAAGUGCAGUCAUUCUUUGUUACUUUGUGCUGAAUGGACUAAUGCAUAAUGAAGUAAAACCUCUGUCAGAGAUAACCUCUCUGCUUAACUCAAGAUUUUUCAUUUUAGAGGCUAUUGCACAUCAUUUUGAUAACUGGACUGCUACUGUUCUGCAUGGGCUUCUAAGCAAGUAAGAGAUCCAGAUGUUACAUUAUUAUGUGUGUAUUUUACUUUAAAGUUCUCUGAAUUAUCAACCAAAGCCAAAUAAUCUCAAAUAAUUUAUCUCUAUGAACGUUUCAGUUUGUGAUUAUUAUUUUAUGACAAUGUAUUUUGAAAAAUGAACUUGGAAAGUAAUUGAUGCACAAUUAGCUUCGGAAUAAUUACAUGAAAUCAUCCAUUGUCUACUGGGAAAAACUGAAAUGCCCUUUGCGGUUUAAUUCUCUCUUCUGAUUGUUAAUCUCUGCUACUUGGUUGAACAGUGCCUUACAAAUGAUUUCCUCUGAACUCCUGAGUAAUAAAUGAAAUUAUUACUUUUAUAAGGUGUACUCUGACCACAUUCAUUUGGUAUUUUGUAAAUACUGUUGUAGAUUCUAUAAUGUAAUAAUUUUGUAGGUGUUUUUUGUGCAAAUCAUAAUGAAUUGAAAGUGUCAAUGACUUUUUAGUUUCUGUGUGGCCAGGCAUCACUGUGUUCUCAUAUAAUAAAAACAUUUGCACGUUUGGAAUAUGUAAAAAUCAUCCUGGUGUCACCUAUAUUGUUUUGUUUGAAAGUGUUGGCCGUCUUGUGAAAUGUCUGUACUGACUGAUCCAAGCUCUUGACAGAGUUUAUAUCAUUCAGCACUGAUUCAUGUACUCAUUCAGGUUCCUCCAUCACAUGAUAGAAUACUACCAGUGGUUUCUGGUCAGAUGUGGUGACCUUACAUCAUUAAAACUACUGCUGAGUGAGGUCUUAUGUUUUCCCCUUAAUUUUAUAUUUGGAUACCAGACAUUUUAUUUAUUUCAAAUAACUGUUUUUCUUUGUAGUUUUCUUAUUUUUAUAUUGUUCAUCAUAUCUCUUACUGUCAAUGUAUGUUACGUGGUAUAUUGAUUUUAUCUCACUACACUGACCUGCCUAUUUUCUUACCUUGUUGCACCAUAUGACUUAAUAUUCCAGCUGUAGAGAAAUGCCAGUUGUCACAGUGCUGUACAAAAACAUAAUGCAUAAUAAUAUUACCAUAGUGAUUCAAGAACUAAUUUUUGGCUUGGUUGGGAAUUAUGUUUGUGAUGUGUAUUUAAUCCUAUAUUACUGGUGUUGCCAUUUAUUACCAUGUGUAGAAAUAUUUUCAUAGACUUAGCUUGAGUAUUUUCCCAUAACAGACCUUUUCGAAUUUUGAUACUUUGAUUGCACCUUUGGCCAUGUAGGAAAAUAUUCCAUUGCUAAACAUUCCUAUAAAGCUAAUGGUAGGACUGUAGUCAACCCCUACAAAUUUUAGAUGGAAUAUGCAUUGUUGUUUUGGUUUUUAAAUUAUGUUAAAUAAACUAACUACAAAAAGCA
Messenger RNA from Pangasianodon hypophthalmus (striped catfish), 4629 nucleotides. RefSeq names its product fer (fps/fes related) tyrosine kinase (gene fer). Gene Ontology annotation, molecular function: ATP binding; non-membrane spanning protein tyrosine kinase activity. The transcript is spliced from 19 exons. Bases 213 to 2681 code for a protein of 822 amino acids. The record is from RefSeq and is a predicted model, not a curated record. Lineage: Eukaryota; Metazoa; Chordata; Actinopteri; Siluriformes; Pangasiidae. Gene Ontology annotation, biological process: chemotaxis; Fc-epsilon receptor signaling pathway; cell adhesion.